AUGACCGGCAGUUCUCUCAUUGCUCUGGGCCUGACAUGGUGGCAAGCCAUCAUCGCCAUUGUGCUCGGACAGAUUAUUGCUACCAUCUUGGUGGUGCUGAACUCGUUACCCGGCGCAUACUACUACUAUGGAUUUCAAGCCUGGAUCGGCGGCGAAUGUGUCUACAUCUGCCUCCAGGCAAUCUGGCCAAACCUCGAAGAGCGAAUACCAAAUACUCUGUCCAGCUCCAUGGGCACAACAACCGCGACAUUCGUCUCUUAUAUAAUCUUCAUGGUCAUCUCACUACCAGUGAUCUACAUUCGACCCUUCAAACUGAACUAUUUGUUCUAUGGGUCCUCCGCCAUCAUCCUAGUAUUUGAGAUAGUUCUCCUGAUCUGGUCUCUCGCAACAAUGGGCCCUGAAGGGUUUGGAUCAACCAUUUCCAACACCAGCGGUACCUCGUCAGGUUGGAACAUCGCAUUCGGGAUAAUCAGUACUAUCGGAUCUAUUGCCGCUGGAAUCUUGAACCAGAAUGACUAUGCACGUUUUGCACGCAAGCCAAGAGAUGCCGUUUGGGGGCAAGUGAUUAGUUUUCCUUUCUAUGCAAUUGUGUGUUGCGUGAUUGGGAUUUUGGUCACUGCUGCUACACAGGAACGAUAUGGUGAGGCCAAAUGGAACCUGCCGACACUUUUCAGUGCGAUCAUUGAGCAUGGUGGAUCGAGAUCUAGAGCUGCGGCUUUCUUUGGUGGUGCUGCUUUGGUCAUCUCGCAGAUUGGUGUCAAUGUACCCGGUAACGCUUUGGCUGGAGGUAUGCGUAUACGUUCUUGUCUUCUCUUUUCUUUAUUGACGUUUAUACUAGGCUUCGACUUGGCAGCCACUUUCCCACGAUACAUCAACAUUCGUCGCGGUGCUUACAUUACAGCGGCUAUCUCCGUCGCAUGUAAUCCGUGGAAGCUAGUCAAUACGGCCACAACAUUUCUUGCUGUUCUGAGCAGCUAUUCGGUAUUUUUGGGGCCUAUGACUGGCCUUAUGAUCUCAUCAUACUUCGUUAUCAACCGCUGCAAGAUCAAAGUGGACGAUCUUUUUAUCGGAGACAGCUCCAGUAUCUACUGGUAUACGUACGGUUUGAAUUGGCGCGCUAUUGUCGCAUGGAUUUGCGGAACUGUGCCAUCUUUACCUGGCUUCGUUGCCUAUGUUAGCUCCGGUGUCACUGUUCCUAUCGGCCUAACACAUCUGUACUACAUCUGCUUCUUGUCUGGUCUAGUUAUCAGUGCCUUUGUUUACUGCGGGCUUCAUUACCUCUUCCCCGUGGCUGCGAUUAAAGACUUCAUGGAGAAUUCGCCUUCUGCCAAGGUGUUAAUGCGCGAAUACCAGGAGCGCUGGGAUCGUGGUGAUGAGGUAGAGACUGUCGUGGAGACGCCCAAGCUCUAA
Molecule: messenger RNA, 1410 nt
Organism: Penicillium maclennaniae
Lineage: Eukaryota; Fungi; Ascomycota; Eurotiomycetes; Eurotiales; Aspergillaceae
Product: Allantoin permease
Exons: 3
Coding region: 1-1410 (469 amino acids)
Biological process (GO): transmembrane transport; nucleobase transport
Cellular component (GO): plasma membrane
Molecular function (GO): nucleobase transmembrane transporter activity
Source: RefSeq, a predicted model, not a curated record